Cynocephalus volans (Philippine flying lemur) is the source of this 276-nucleotide messenger RNA. It is a transcript of the gene DEFB113, whose product is annotated as defensin beta 113. Gene Ontology annotation, biological process: innate immune response. Gene Ontology annotation, cellular component: extracellular region. The coding region runs from base 1 to 276 and encodes 91 amino acids. NCBI's taxonomy places the organism in Eukaryota, Metazoa, Chordata, Mammalia, Dermoptera, Cynocephalidae. The record is from RefSeq and is a predicted model, not a curated record. The transcript has 2 exons.
AUGAAGAUAUUUUGUAUUUUUCUGACCUUUGUCUUCGCUGUGUCUUGUGGUCCAGCAGUUCCACAGCAAAAAACAAGAGAAGUUGCGGAGAAAAAAAGAGAAUGUCGCCUUGUUCGUGGUGCUUGCAAGCUUGAAUGCAAUUCCUGGGAAUACGUAUAUAAUUACUGCAAUAUUGACUCUGAACCUUGCUGUGUGGUAAGGGAAUACCAAAAGCCAGUCAUAAAAAAGUCAAGUAUUGGACCUAAAACAGAUGUAAAUUAUAAUCAUGUUACAUAG